Molecule: messenger RNA, 339 nt
Organism: Umbelopsis ramanniana AG
Lineage: Eukaryota; Fungi; Mucoromycota; Umbelopsidomycetes; Umbelopsidales; Umbelopsidaceae
Exons: 1
Coding region: 1-339 (112 amino acids)
Source: RefSeq, a predicted model, not a curated record
AUGAGCAAGUUACACAUUGGUGCCAGAUCAAAGUUUAUAAAAGGCUCUGUAAGUCAACACUCUUUUCAUUCAGAAAAUCACCUCUUCACCUCUACAAAAAAACAAAACAUGUGCUACGGAAUCGAAGUUAUCGCUUGGGAUCUUUUGGUCGUCGUUGCCAUCAUUAUGCUGAUCGUUUGGAUCUUGGGUCUCGUCCACGUUUAUACCAUCCCAACUGGAGGUCUUUUCCACAUCUUCAUCGUCUUGGCAGUCAUCUUCUUGAUAGCUUGGAUCUUCGUGCGCUGCUGUGGAUGCGGUGGUCGCUACAGACGCCGUCGUGCUGGUGGCCCCAUCGUAUAA